Molecule: messenger RNA, 3405 nt
Organism: Nasonia vitripennis (jewel wasp)
Lineage: Eukaryota; Metazoa; Arthropoda; Insecta; Hymenoptera; Pteromalidae
Gene: tsl
Product: torso-like protein
Exons: 4
Coding region: 438-1466 (342 amino acids)
Source: RefSeq, a predicted model, not a curated record
CGCGCGCGCGCCGUCAGUCCGGCACUCGCAGCCGGUCCGCACGGUCGCACUGCGCGCGUAGCAGCGAGAGAGGCGCUCGCACUCGGCUCGUUUCGUCGUUUUUUCCUUUCCUCUUGCCACUGACGCGCGCCGGUUUCGCAAAGGCCGGAUUCUUUUCGCGAGUGUGUUGCGGAGAGUGAGCGCAUACUGUUCCUCUUUUGAUUUAUAAUUUGGUGCCGAGGAGCAGACGCACGAGUGAUAUAUAUAUAUAUAUAUAUAUAUAUAUAUGCCUGCUGGCUGGGAUAUGACUCGCUAAAGGUGCUCUGCGCUCAUUGCGGUAGGCGAUGUCGAGAGGCUGUGAUUCGAGAAUCGCUGGAGCGGGAGACAUGUGAUCGCGGUGGUGAUUUUGAAUUCGAGAGCGAGGAAAAAAGCAGCGGUGCCUAGCGAGAGAGAAAGCCAUGUGGAAGGGAACGCGGCUGCUGUUAUUGCUCGUGGCGUUGGCCGCGAGGCUGCAGUUCUCGCUGCAGCAGAAACCUCGUCUCGGCGGUGCGGUGAACGUGUUUAGCCGCUACGGCUACCUGAGCAUCAGUAUGCGGGUGGUACCGCGCAACGACAGCGACACCUGGAUCUUCCGCGAGCCGACCCUCGACGUUUUCCGCAAUCCCCAGACGGCCCCGGCGAAGCAGAGCAAGGCCGCCGUCGUCUUCGACGGCGACUUUCACAUGGAGUUCUGCGACAAUGUCAGGCAGCUGUUGCAGGCCUACUUCCGAGACUUCACGUUCGAGCGGCUGGAGAGGCCGUGGCGGGCCUUCACCGGCAGCUGGUCUCGGGCCGCUAUCGCCAGGCACCUGGGCAUCAACUCGUCCUUUAUAACCGGCGACCACUGCUACGUCCUCGUGCGGGUGGCGCGCUUCCGCGAGUCCAAACGACUGGCCACCGGCUCUGGCAUCGAAGCCUUAGCCCUCGACGAGGCCGUCGCACGGGAGGCCGACAACGUGACGAUCGGCGACACCGCCAGUGUCAUCCGCUUCAUAAAGAACUUCGGAUCGCACUACAUCGCCAGCUACGUAACCGGCAACUCGCUCUACCAGGUGUUCGUGUAUACGCCGCAGGUGUACCUGCGCAUCAAGGAGCGGCUGAAGACUCGAGGCGUCGCGGACCUGUCGAGCCUGGAGCUGAGCAACUACUUCUCGCCGUGGUACGCGGAACACAUGGGUGCCAUACAGUCGGCCUCGGGCAAUCGCUCGGUCGAGUCCUGGGCCGUCGAGCGGUUGCGCUUCCAGUACUACAUAUUCACGUACGCGAGCUUGCUGAAGCUCCACGGAGACGCCGCGCUGCUGCGCCAGCUGGACUCGCUCCUGGGCAACGAGGCGCUGCUCCAGCUGCAGAUGCGGACCCUCGCGCCGCUCUUCAAGGAGCCGAAACGCCGCGAGUGGUUCCUCGAGGUCAUCGACAACUACUUCAAGCUCUGGGAGGUCAACAUGUGAUCUGAUCUCGACGGACUAAUGCAGAAUCUAACUUUAAUUAUCAGGACCAAAGCUGCACGCACGCGCAAGCGGGCGCGACGCUCAUGGCGCGAGCAAAGUAGGCCCGAUUAUUUCCUCUUUCUUUUCUACACCCUCUGCGUACUCUGCGAUAGUAAGCGAUUUUUACCUCUGCUGUCUCCAACUUCGACUCGCUCGAGAACAGACUGAACAAGUAUACAAUAUGCACGACGACGAUUUCAAUACGCUGUGCGUGCGCGUUAACAUCGCUGCGAUCAUGAGGGUGUACUUCGCUGUUAUUGUUAUAAAUAAGUAUUUAUUGUAUAAUCGUUAGUAGACAAACAUUUUAUACAAACGUUUUUAAUAUAUCACACAUGCAUUAUAGCCUCGCGUAUAAUGUAUACAUCAUGCUACUAUCACGACGCUCUUCGACGCCGGUAAUAUUCCUUCUGUCGCUCUUUCCCUCGCAGAGCGACACCGGCUAUCUUUUCUAUACUGUAUUAUCUCCAGGACACAUGGCACUUUCGGCUCUGCGCUGCCGACGCGCACUUUUUGCGUUUUAAGUUUCGGAAAAUUUGUUGUAUACGCACUAAUCAGCGAAUCGCCGCAGUUGCACUGCGCGAGUCUCAUUACGUCAGCGAAGCGCGCGAAACAAUGAAAUUACAGGGAGGCACAAAUACCGAGAGGAUUUUACGCUACAUAGCUUCGUUACGUUUCUUUCGAACAGUGCCAGUCAAGUGUAAUGGAAAUUGACGAACUCUAUUCACCGAGCGUCCGGAAAAUUCUCACGUCUUUUCGUGUAUGAGUUUACUUUCAAUCACGAUCGCUUAUUGGUGUGUAUCAAAGGAGACAUGAAAUUCUCACGGACGCUCGCGAGCAUUUUUAGAUAAUUUUUAGACUCAAAUUUUUCUAUUUUUACUGUGUAUGUUAUAGUUAUUUCUUUUUAGAUAUUCUUACAAAAAUGUAACUUUUUCCUAGGCGAUCAACGACCAAUGAUACGUAUUAUUAAUAACUAUUAUUGAGUAUUUAAGCUCGGUUGACACAGCUCAGAAAACGAUACGUCUUUCACGUUGAUGAAAAGACGAUUCCACGUACGAUGUAUUUACUUUUAAUCAACUUGAUUAUGAUUUUGAAUACUGACAUUCAAAUUUUGUAUGCGUUUUAGGGACAACGAAAACAGUUGCUUUUGGUGUCUCUUAUUCGAGAAAGGCUGCUGAAAUCAAAAUAAUAAUCAAACGUCAACGCGUUCACUUUAAUAUACAAUAUCGUUUGUUUUGUAAGCUGUUUUAUCACCUAUAGGCACAUAGGUCUACUUUUCUGACAACUUUACACAGUUAAUUUUGGAAAUUCUUACUUUACAUUUAGAAAACUCUUGAUCUUGUGCAUUUUUGACUAGUUGAGAAAAUAUUGAAUAAAAUUUGGUACCCUACAAAUUCAGUGAGAUAACUGAUCACAAACUGAAGGAAUUUAUACAUUCUGGUGAGGAAAUAAAGAACAAGCUUUUUAAGCAAAAUAUAAAAAUCUAUUCAUUACAAAUUGAUUAUUCAUAGUUGAUUUUUAGUAUAUUAUGUAAAAUAUAUGUGUACAUAACAUUAGAUAAAAUAAUGAUUGUUUAAAAAUAAUUUUCCUCGUCAAAAUUUUCUAACAGAAUGCACAUUAUGCUAAUGAUCUGUUAAAUGAACGCAACAAGCAUGUGCGUUUAAAGUACAAAAUGUUUGUUAAGCCUAGUAAUUGACGAGUAUGUCAAUAAGCUGUGAAAAUCUUACAUAGAGAGACAACAUUAAUCACUGAAAAUAAUGGCUGAGGAUUUCUGUUAAAAAGUAUCCUCCGAGACCAAAGUUCGAUCGAAGCAUCGACGUUCAAAUUGCCUUACCCAAACUUUCAACUUAUGUACACAUAAAGAAUGUUAUGGAGAAAAAUAAUGACUUUUCAUUCAACUGAA